UAAGCCAACAAGUGUCCCACAGUAUUUUCAGUGACAAGUUACUUUUCUAUAGAUAUCCUCUUCCCUGAAUACCUGUCCUGACCUCAGAGCUAAGAGAGUGUCACCUGUCUGGCUGUGGGACUUGGGUACAGUUGGCUGAUCUGACUUUAAAGCUUUAGUAGGUUAUGCAAUGCUCUCAAGGUCACUGGCAUCAGGUGGAGUUGAGAGCUCUUUCCUCUUACACAGCCUCGUGAUUGCUGCCCAUGGACUGCCCUCCAUCAGGACACCCUGUUCCUUAUGUUGGCAUUAAGAGGGAACUCUGAGUUUUCAGCUGGAGUUUAGUGGCACAGCAGUGAAACCAGGACACUUUCAGAUGCUUAACUGAUGCAUUUUUCAUGGCAGAGUGAGUCUUAACCUUUUGAUCUGGGACUGUUGAAUAAAGGACAAAUUCUCAGCGCCUCUGAGAUUCUCUGAGGAAAUCCAGGUCUAGAUGGUAAAUGCUGGUGGCAGAUACUGGAGGCUGAUCUCCUUCUGAGUGUCACAGAUUUAAGUUCUUGGUAGAGAUGUCCUGAGCUGUGCCUGGCCUUAUUAGGGGUGUUUUGUGUUCUUAGUGACAGCCAAGAGGAAAAGUAAAUGCCAGAGAUUAAAAGCUCAAGUGUUCCAUGUGCUGAGCUGUCCUGUGUGAGCAGGGAGGAACCACUCCAAAGUUGUUUAACUCCCUUUAAGAAAUAAGUCUUUUAGACUGGUGCUGUGUUGCUCUGGGUGGAGAAGCAGCAGGUGUGCUCUGUCUUUGACCCAGCUUGGCAAAGUGCUGCUUCUGCACCUGAGGGGCCUGGCUGUCUCUGGAGCAGCUUUUCCUGGUGAUGGCUGUGGACAGUCCCUGCAGGGCCACUCUGGAGUGCUGCAGUGGGAAGCAGACCCAUCCAGUGAUACAAGUGCAGAGCAGACCCUUCCUGUGGCUUCCUGAGGCUCAGCUGUGCUGUCUGGACAAGGAACCUACGGACAACUCUGAUGAGGAUGUAGCGCUGCCUUCCCUGCAGGUCCCGCCGGUGCCGUGGCACAGCAACCUGCCUUGUGCAGCACCCCAGACCCUCUCUGAAACAGCCUCCCUUCCUCUGCCUCCUGCCAUGGCCCUGGGCUUCACCGUCCUGCUCCUGCUGGGGAUGCUGGGCACGGUUUCCAGGGCUCAGCCCGUGCUGACACAGCCGCACUCCGUGUUCGUGCUGCCCGGGCAGACAGCUCGGCUCUCCUGCACCCUGAGCCCCCAGUACAACAUCAGCCAGUUCGGCAUCUCCUGGUACCAGCAGCGCCCGGGGCACUCCCUCAGGUAUCUGCUCUAUUACAACUCCGAGCGAGACAAGCACAAGCCUGCCAAGACUCCCGACCGCUUCUCGGCCACCAAAGACCUCGCCAGCAAUGCCUGCAUCCUCUCCAUCGCCUCCGCCUGCCAGGACGACAACGGCACCUACUACUGCUCCCUGUCCCCUGCCUUCAAAUGGCUCUAGAGACGGGAACUAAAGCUUUCCGCGCUUUCCUUGGCGGCCUUGACGUGCUCUCAGCAGGGAGAGCAGCAGCCCUGGCAGGGGUGGGAAAAAUCCAUCUUUGCACGCUUGAGCAGGCCCGGCAGCGCUGCCUCGUGCUGGGAAGUGCAGGAACCUCCUCUUUGUCCCCAAUGUCCCCAAUGUCCAUGGGGCAUUAGACAGCCCCACACGGGAAGAUGGAGGGCUCGGCUGUGGCCUGGCUUCCCUGGGCUCUUCCAGCACGAGGCUCGACCUGGCUGGGGCUUCCGCAGAGUUUGGCUCACCUGGUA
This is a messenger RNA of Pseudopodoces humilis (Tibetan ground-tit), 1789 nucleotides long. RefSeq names its product V-set pre-B cell surrogate light chain 3 (gene VPREB3). NCBI's taxonomy places the organism in Eukaryota, Metazoa, Chordata, Aves, Passeriformes, Paridae. The record is from RefSeq and is a predicted model, not a curated record.